AUGAAAACGGCAGUCGCUGGCAGCGGGUGGGCAGCUAUUUUUAUACACAUUACACCGCUGCUCUAGUCGGGAACAAUUCAAAGGCAAUCGCACACGUGUAUACGGCUAUUGCGAAUUGUAAAUAAAAUAAAAAUAAAUAAAAAAAACAGAGUGUAAAAAUCAAAAACAGCGCAAUAGAAAUUGAAAAGUAAAAAAACAAAAACAACGCAGAAAAAAACGGGCGACGUUUAGUUGCUGUCAACGCGCAUAAUCGUAGCCAUCGCACACGGACAGCACACACACAGCCAGACAGUCUGUGUAUAUAACUGUGUCGUGUGUACGAGAGCUAGAUUGAGAGGGAUUGGGCAGAGCAGCAUAGACAGAAUUUUACAGACUUCACAAACGUCAUUUAAAUACAAAGAAGAAGAAAUUUACAGUUAUGCGUGUGCGAGAUAAACGUAAACAGCACAAGGAGCACAAAUCGACGAAAAGCGGCGAUAAAGAAAAGGCAACGGAUGCCGCAGCAAAGCAAAGCACGCCAAAUAAAACAACAAGUGGAACAACAACAACAACAACAACAACAGCUGUUGGCAGACAACCACAUCAACCAACUUUGGCAGCAACGGAAAAAGUUGCCUUCGACAAUCGCAUCAAGCGCAAAAAUGUUUUGGCUUUAAAUGAGAAAGUGGCUGCUUUGAGGGAAUACGAUCGGCAGCCGGUCUACAAACAUGUUGGUCGCUUGUUCAACUGCAGUCCGGAUCAGAUCAAGCGCAUUGUGCUGCAGAAGAAGGAGAUUCUGAGUGCGUGGGAGCAGAGGACACGUCGCUGCCAGGAUGCCAAGACGCAGGAGUUCAAAGUGGUGCGUGUGUCCAUGUUGGGCAAGGCGGUCUACGAUUGGAUUAGGCGCAUGAUGUACUACAAGGACUUCAUCAUCACCGACGGCCUAAUCCAGAAGAUGGCAUUGCAGUUCAAGAAUCUGAUGGGUCUGAAUCACUUCUUUCCGCAUCAGGAGUGGUGCGACAAGUUUCGCUCCACCUACAGCAUCCAUCACAAUGACACUAAGCUGUUAAGCUUUGGCUACGAGGACAGUCAUUCGGUGCAGAUCGGUGACAUUGCCAAGGAUAUUAUGUUGGGCUGCUCUCGAGCGGAAACAGCUGCAGCGGAAGAUUCUGCCGGCGAUCAGGCAGAGAUUGAUCUCAACGAGGAUGAUCUCGAUGGGGUUGGCGAUGGCAAUGUCAGCCUGACCAACACAAGCAACAGCAGCAGCAGUCAAACUGGGAUUGAGGAUGAGGAUGAUGCCGAUGUGGAUGUGGAUGGCAGUGGGGAUGUCUCUGAUACCGAGCCGGAUGUGAAGCCCACACUCAACGAGUUGAAUGCACGCGUCUUGCAACCUCUGCCGUUGCCACAGUUGGUGCGUCUGCCACAAGUGCCGCCGGGCACCUCACGCAAGGUGCUGCUGGCCACACCAAUUCUGCCGCCUGGCACGCCACCUGGCGGUGCUCAGACCAUGACCAUAAUACCGCUGGCAACGCUAGCGCAGAGCAUAACCCAAAGACCGGGGCUGCAGCCGAAGCCGCUGCCCAUGCUGGACAUAAAGCAGGAGAUCAAAACGGAGCCAGAGGAGGAGCAGGCUGGGGAGGAGGAGCAGCGGCAGGUAGAGGAGGACGAGCAGGAGCAGCCUCAAGCACAGUUGGAGGCGACGCCGGAACAGGAGGAGCAGAUGUCCAGGGAGCAACAGCCAGCUACUGUUGAGCAGCCUGCAGUGACCAUUAAACAGGAGUUGGACAGCGAAGGGGAGCUUCUCGAUGGGGAUGAUUUCGAUGACGAUGACAAUGGCGGGCGUUCGAGUGUCACAUCCCUGGCGGAGAUCCUGGCCGCCAAUGUGGACGAUGAGAAACAGUAUAUCGAGCAGACGCGCGCCUUGCGCCAACUGAAACGGAGUCUCAGCCCAAGUCCGACCAAUGCCACGCCCCCAACUCUGUUGCCGCCCAUGCCGACGCUGACAAAGGCGCCGCAGUCGCAGCCGGUGACAGCAAAACGUCAGCGGCAACACGAUGACAACAACAACAAUGGUACGGGUGUGGGAGAGGGGGGAGUUGGUGGAGUCACCGGCCUGCAAUCGAUAAUCAGCUGUGCCGAGGCACGUCAGUACCUGAAGCAACUGGAGGAGUUUGCCCUGUCUAAGGAAAACUAUCGACUGAUUGAAUUAAUAACGCGAGCCGAUGAAGUCAUGCGAGAACUGGCCGAUGAAUAGAAUUGAUUGCCAUCUGCUAUUCUUAAUUAAGUUUGUAGCUAACCACCCCUCCUCCCCACUCCAUCUCGAAGAUGCAAUCAAUCAUAGAAUAUCUAUAUUUUUAAUUUGUACUCUAAAUGUUUUUAAAUAUUUAAUUUGUACCAUGUACCAAAAUACAAACCAAAUUUAGUAAACUA
Drosophila grimshawi is the source of this 2409-nucleotide messenger RNA. RefSeq lists its product as uncharacterized. Lineage: Eukaryota; Metazoa; Arthropoda; Insecta; Diptera; Drosophilidae. The record is from RefSeq and is a predicted model, not a curated record. The transcript has 3 exons. Bases 419 to 2233 code for a protein of 604 amino acids. Gene Ontology annotation, molecular function: DNA binding.